AUGCGUUUGCAGGCCCACAUUCACAUCCUCUAUGCGUGCGCAAGCCUCUCUGCGCUGACGUUUGCGCACGCUCAGCUGCCUUGUUUCUUGACCGACGCAAACGAGGACUGCUUGCGCUCUCUUGGUGGAAUUCCGCCUUCGCUCUCGCCAGCGUGGAUUGCUUUUCAAACAUCGACGCCAACGCUGCCGCCGUUUUGGGUGCCCAACAACUCCUCCACUAGCUGUGCUGACCUCUCCGCCUCAGCUCCGGAUCCCUACCACCGAUCUGGUCAGAGAGAUCCCGCGCAGCAGCGUCUCGAAUUCUGCGAGAACGUCGAGUUGCUGUCUGAUGAGCUACAAGGCUGGGCGCUGGUGACGUGCGAUCAGAAUCGCAACCAAUGGAACACUCUACUUGGCCCGCUCGCAAACUCAACGUCCAGAGGCGCCAUGUGGCUCAUUGACUACUCUUCCGGACAAGGCGCUGGAAGCGCGCAGAUCAUACCCUUUGACGCUUACCCUGACUCUGGCGACUUCAAACCUUUGGGCAGCUCUACUCUUCGUCUUGCACCCAAUCAAUUCCGUACAUUUGUGGUCAAUGCGGCGGGUGCCCGCUCCUUCAUCGAAGUUUUUGAUGUCUCUUUGCGGUCAUCUGGCUGGCGCGCCAAGCAUGUGCGAAGCAUCUCACAUCCGCUGGCAACCCACACGCCCAACUCGAUUGUCGCUCUCUCCGCUCAAGAAUUCCUGGUAACGCAAGAUCACUUUUUUGCCUACCACGCCCCACCGCAAGAUCAACUGCAGAGCACCAUCGAGAUGCUCUAUCCUGCCAGCAAAGGUGUCAUUGCUGCUGCAGCGGCAGCGACCUUCCGGACUGCAAUUGCGACCAACACGCUGCCCAUGUUGGAGACUGUCCUUGCGCCUGCACUGACUUGGGCGAACUCUUCUGCCUCGCCGACUGACUUGGUGGGAGCGCGCAUCGUCAUUCGCGACAUCAUCUACUCCAACGGUAUCGCACUAUCGCCCCGAGGCUCCACUUUGGCCGUAGCUUCGGGUCAGUCUCCAGCCGUGCUAUUUUUCGAUGCCAAGCGCGGCGCAGAGUGGUACGACCGCAAGCUGCUGAAGGAGAAAGCGAGAGUGUAUCUGCCCAUGACCGUCGACAACAUCAUGUGGUCGCCUGCACAGAGCAGCUCUGUGCCCUCAGAUGCCACAUCGCCAGUCAAGAUGGACAACAGUGUUAUUACAGCUGCUGGUCAUCCGAGUGGCUUGGCAUUGAUCAACGCAGCAAAAGAUCCGCGCAAUGAUGCAGUCAACAAGGCGGGCUCCUGGGCCGUCCAAGUCUCCUACCUUGGCUCAAAUACGGAUGCCGAUCGCGAGGCAGAUGUGGAUGGCGGUGCGCCGCUUACUGUGUCCAAGCGAGGUGUUCAGAAGAAUCAGAAUGGCUUUGGGGUGCGGACGUUAUACCAAGGCGCAGGGACGGUUAAGCAAAACAAUGGAGGAUUGCAAGGUCUAAAGACUUCUACCACUGCUGUUUGGGACAGGCAAAGAAAGACGAUGUUGGUGACGGGUCUGUAUGGCAUCCCGGGAUUGAUGACCUGUCGCAACUUUGCGCUGUAG
Ceraceosorus guamensis is the source of this 1590-nucleotide messenger RNA. RefSeq lists its product as hypothetical. Lineage: Eukaryota; Fungi; Basidiomycota; Exobasidiomycetes; Ceraceosorales; Ceraceosoraceae. Bases 1 to 1590 code for a protein of 529 amino acids. The transcript has 4 exons. The record is from RefSeq and is a predicted model, not a curated record.